GGUCUUCAUGGAGAACUGUUCCUGAGCACAGAGCCGUUUGGUGGGACGCAAUCAUAAAGAAUGAAUCAAGAUAAAAACCUCUAAAUGUGAGUGCUAGAAAAAUUACUACACAUCUCAGUGAAUUUACAAGUGGCUCACUGCUCCUGGUGGGUCGGCAACCAUCGUGGGCCUGCACCAUGGGCCUCCGGAUUCACUUUGUGGUUGACCCCCAUGGCUGGUGCUGCAUGGGUUUGAUUGUCUUUGUCUGGCUGUACAAUAUCGUGAUCAUUCCCAAAAUCGUCCUCUUUCCUCACUAUGAAGAAGGCCACAUUCCAGGCGUAUUAAUAAUAAUAUUCUAUGGCAUUUCUAUGUUUUGCCUGGUCGCCUUAGUGAGGGCCUCCAUAACGGAUCCAGGAAGACUCCCGGAGAACCCCAAGAUCCCACAUGGAGAAAGGGAGUUGUGGGAAUUAUGUAACAAGUGCAACUUGAUGAGACCAAAGCGUUCCCAUCACUGCAGCCGCUGCGGACACUGUGUGAGGAGAAUGGACCAUCACUGCCCGUGGAUUAACAAUUGUGUUGGUGAAGAUAAUCAUUGGCUUUUUCUGCAGUUGUGUUUCUACACAGAGCUGCUUACUUGCUACGCGCUGAUGUUUUCUUUCUGCCACUAUUACUACUUCCUUCCACUAAGAAAGCGAGACUUGGACCUCUUUGUCAUUCGACACGAACUGGCCAUCAUGAGACUGGCUGCCUUUAUGGGUAUUACGAUGCUGGUUGGAAUAACUGGACUCUUUUAUACACAACUGAUUGGCAUCAUCACAGAUACAACAUCUAUUGAAAAGAUGUCAAACUGUUGUGAAGAAAUAUCAAGGCCCCGAAAGCCGUGGCAGCAGACCUUCUCAGAAGUUUUUGGCACUCGCUGGAAGAUCCUGUGGUUCAUUCCUUUCAGGCAGAGGCAGCCACUGCGAGUCCCCCACCACUUUGCCAAUCACGUCUAAACAGAUGGAUGGUGGGCACAGAUGGGUCCUCCAGGCUGGAAAUGCGUUACAGGUUUUAUGAUAAUAGAACGAUGACAGUCUUCAAGUCAAUUAAAAUCCACCCACCAAUCUUCGGCAUCACAGCAUGCCCCGGGCUUUAUUUUAAUAGCGAUCUUGAGCCUGUUGUGGGACUAAUGUGUGAUCUAUAUUUAAGUUUUAAAGCAUGUUCACUUUCAAAUUAGCUUUCCAUGGGAUUUCUUCAGAUGGUUUUAUUGUUACACUCAAAAGGAAGUGAUUGGGAUGAAAUAAUUGUACAUAAUUUCUUUGAGUACUGACAAUGUUUCCGGUUCUAAUUUGCGGGGCAUUUCCAAUGUUUACUUGAAUUUAAUUCUCCAGGUUUUAUAGAAGUUGAUACAUCUGCUUAUAUUAUGUGUAAAAUUCUCUCUUCUAACACAGUUUAAAAGACUUGGCACUUCUUUUUAUCUGCGCUGCAAGGUUUUAAAGAUAUGCAGCAAAGGAGUGAACAACAUUGAAACAGGGCAAUCUUUCUUAGAAGUAGCAUUUUCAUGUUUUCUCCUUUUCCUCAGCACCAAAACCAAAACACAGGCCCCACGAAAAGUGAAACCCCAACUACCUACCUUGCUUGAAAGGGAAGACCGACAUCUCUCUCAGCACGAGCGGUGUCAUUGCAUUUCCUCCACUUGCACUGACGGUUGUUAAAAUGUUUGUUCUAAGGCGGAAUUUGUGACCAGUCAGCACAUCUUUUUCUUGGACCCUAAGAUCCUGAAGGGCAAGAAGGGUAGAGAAUUUGCCAUCAUUCCACAGAUACUUUUUCUAGUGCAGUUGUAUUAGAAUGUGUGUGUACUUAAAAUGCUAGUAUAACUAGAUACUAUUAUCAUGUACAGUAGAAAGAAGAAUAUUGUGCUUCUGGGAAAAAAUGUACUUUUUACUUUUAUUUACCUACUGAUAGAUCUAAAAUGACAAGUUGAAGGUUUAUAUAUAACAGAUAUCUAUCUGCCCAAUAGUGUAGAAGAAUUUUUAUUGGAAAUUAUUGUUCGAAGUAAACAAUUUUCGUGGACUUCUAAGUACCCAACUUGAAAUCCAGUUUUAACUGGCCAACUAUCAUUUGUGGAAAGACCUUUUUUCAAGAAGCUCAUGUUAGGAAAUUAUAUUAAAAUAAUAAAAUAUAAUGGUAUGUAUUUAUCAGUACCCUUAUACAGUUUUAAAUUGCUAAUAAUGAUGGCUUCUUGGAAACUAUAGAACAUUUGUGUGGAAAGAUAGUUAGCAUGCUUGGGAGAAAAAAGUUCAACUUUUUAUAUUUUUUUCCAUUAGAAUACUGCAAAAUCCAUAUAUCUUUUAAAAUAAAUAUAUAUACUCAGUAUUCACCUGAAAAGAAGAUUUAAUGACGUGUUUGUUCUUGGAGCAUAUUAAUAUUUUAUUUCUAGAAAAUUUUCAUUAUAAAGAAUCACUUGUGGGAAAUCAUGAAACACAAGGUUAGCUUGACCAGACGGUUCUUUCAGAAACUGUAAAUAUCUUCUAAAAUAUUCUGAAAUAAUACAAUAAGCUCUUCUCAGAAAUAUAGCACCCGUGCUGUUCAUGUUCUGAUUGUAAAUGCGUUAUUACCAAAAAUUUAGCAGUGGCAUAUAAGAGUAUUUAUCGGUGCUGAUAAGAUGCAUAGUAAAUUUAGUAUGAGCAGUACAUUAUGAAGCUCAAUAAAACACAACAUUAAUA
Molecule: messenger RNA, 2684 nt
Organism: Echinops telfairi (small Madagascar hedgehog)
Lineage: Eukaryota; Metazoa; Chordata; Mammalia; Afrosoricida; Tenrecidae
Gene: ZDHHC21
Product: zinc finger DHHC-type palmitoyltransferase 21
Exons: 8
Coding region: 177-974 (265 amino acids)
Biological process (GO): peptidyl-L-cysteine S-palmitoylation; protein targeting to membrane
Cellular component (GO): endoplasmic reticulum; Golgi apparatus
Molecular function (GO): protein-cysteine S-palmitoyltransferase activity
Source: RefSeq, a predicted model, not a curated record